AUGGCGGCUCUCCUGCUGGCAGCUACGCUGUCCUGCCCUGCCUGCACCUUAAUUACCAAUGACCUGCCUCAUCUUUUCUUUCCAUCUCUUAUCAGUGAAGCUAUUAAGUACCUCACAGAAGCUCUUCAGUCUAUCAGUGAAGUAGAGCUUGAAGAUGCACUGGAAAAGAUCAUUGAUGCAGUUGAAAAGCAACCCUUGUCAUCCAACAUGAUUGAACGAUCUGUAGUGGAGGCAGCAGUCCAGGAAUGCAGUCAGUCGGUAGAUGAAACUAUAGAACAUAUUUUCAAUAUCAUAGGAGCGUUUGAUAUUCCACGCUUUGUGUAUAAUUUAGAAAGAAAAAAAUUUCUUCCUCUAUUAAUGACCAACCACCCUAAACCAAAUUUAUUUGGAACAGCAAGAGAUAAAGCAGAGCUGUUUCGUGAACGCUACACCAUUUUACACCAGAGAACCCACAGACAUGAAUUAUUUACUCCUCCAGUGAUAGGUUCUCACCCUGAUGAAAGCGGAAGCAAAUUCCAGCUUAAAACAAUAGAAACCCUAUUGGGCAAUACAACCAAAAUUGGAGAUGUAAUUGUUCUUGGAAUGAUAACACAGCUAAAAGAGGGAAAAUUUUUUCUGGAAGAUCCGACGGGCACAGUACAACUGGAUCUUAGUAAAGCUCAGUUCCAUAGUGGUUUAUACACAGAGUCAUGCUUUGUUUUAGCAGAAGGUUGGUUUGAAGAUCAAGUGUUUCAUGUCAAUGCCUUUGGAUUUCCACCCACUGAGCCCUCUAGCACUACUAGGGCAUACUAUGGAAAUAUUAAUUUUUUUGGAGGGCCUUCUAAUACAUCUGUCAAGACUUCUGCAAAACUAAAACAACUAGAAGAUGAGAAUAAAGAUGCCAUGUUUGUGUUUAUAUCUGAUGUUUGGUUAGACCAAGCAGAGGUGUUGGAAAAACUUCACACCAUGUUUUCUGGUUAUUCACCAGCACCUCCAACCUGCUUUAUUCUGUGUGGCAAUUUUUCAUCUGCACCAUAUGGAAAAAACCAAGUUCAAGCUUUGAAAGAUUCCCUAAAAACUUUGGCAGACAUAAUAUGCGAAUAUCCCAAUAUUCACCAAAGUAGUCGUUUUGUGUUUGUACCUGGUCCAGAGGAUCCUGGAUUUGGUUCCAUCUUACCAAGGCCACCACUUGCUGAAAGCAUUACUAAUGAAUUCAGGCAAAGAGUGCCAUUUUCAGUUUUUACGACUAAUCCUUGCAGAAUUCAGUAUUGUACACAAGAAAUUAUUGUCUUUCGUGAAGACUUAGUGAAUAAAAUGUGCAGAAACUGUGUCCGUUUUCCUAGUAGCAAUUUGGAUAUUCCUAAUCAUUUUGUGAAGACUAUCUUAUCCCAAGGACACCUGACUCCUCUACCCAUCUAUGUCUGCCCAGUAUACUGGGCAUAUGACUAUGCUUUGAGAGUGUACCCUUUGCCUGAUCUACUUGUUAUCGCAGACAAAUAUGAUCCUUUCACUUUGACCAAUACUGAAUGCCUCUGCAUAAACCCAGGCUCUUUUCCAAGAAGUGGAUUUUCAUUCAAAGUUUUUUAUCCUUCCAACAAGACAGUAGAAGAUAGCAAACUUCAAGGUUUUUGAGAUUCUUGAAUACCAUCGAAGAAACAAAACUCAAUUUUCUGCUUAAUUUUAUAUUUCAUGUAACUUGAUAUUAGGUUACAAUAAAAUUGUAGUAAACUUUAG
Molecule: messenger RNA, 1713 nt
Organism: Myotis davidii
Lineage: Eukaryota; Metazoa; Chordata; Mammalia; Chiroptera; Vespertilionidae
Gene: POLE2
Product: polymerase (DNA directed), epsilon 2, accessory subunit
Exons: 19
Coding region: 1-1611 (536 amino acids)
Biological process (GO): DNA-templated DNA replication; error-prone translesion synthesis
Cellular component (GO): epsilon DNA polymerase complex
Molecular function (GO): DNA binding
Source: RefSeq, a predicted model, not a curated record